Penicillium oxalicum is the source of this 192-nucleotide messenger RNA. RefSeq lists its product as uncharacterized. The coding region runs from base 1 to 192 and encodes 63 amino acids. The record is from RefSeq and is a predicted model, not a curated record. NCBI's taxonomy places the organism in Eukaryota, Fungi, Ascomycota, Eurotiomycetes, Eurotiales, Aspergillaceae. The transcript has a single exon.
AUGUCGAUUGCAGCAGCAGCAGAACAUUCCGCGAUACAACAGGUCCAGAAGCGAAAUAUCGAAGACAUCUUGACCUGGCGGCGAUUCUGGUUGCAGAAGGGUUCAGUUGAGAAUUAUGCCGUGUCUUCACUCCACGAAGAAGGUGUGCCAAAGACUACUCCAACACGACGUAUCCUGGACACUAGUGAGUAG